AACCUCUUCGUACCAGAGAUUCUGUCAUAAAGCCAAAGAAUGUGAAUCACGACUUUCUCUCGGCUCCAAAAUGAAUUCUGAUGAUAAUGAAAACGAGAUUAUCAUAGAUUUAGAAGGAUUGUUUGAUGUCUUGUAUGCCAUUUGUGACAAAUUCGUGUGUAUUUCCUACAGUUCAACAGUUGCGCAAGUCUUCAACCAGAUACACUUCUGGAACCUGUUUUAGAGAAUAUCCUAAGCAGAGAAACAAAAUAGGAAGAGUUUGCAACUUGGUAUUAUGGGCCAUGGUCAAGACUUCUAGUUUGGAGCUACCGUUGGGCAGUUUGGCGCCAGAUUUCCGAUUAUUGGAGCCAAAGUCAAACUCAUAUAUAUCGCUUCUCGAGCUGAAUAUGCAUCACGGUCAGGGAGCCCUUGUAGUUUUCAUGUGCAAUCACUGUCCUUUCGUACGACACAUUUCGGAGCAUUUGGUUCAACUUGGCACUUAUCUGAAAAGUCAAAAGAUAGCCAUGGUUGGCAUCAGCCCUAACGACCCAGAUCAGUUUCCAGAAGACGGUGUGGAGUGUAUAAAGGCCAGGGCAGAAACGUUGUAUACCACAUUUCCUUAUGUUUUCGAUGAGACACAGCAAGUAGCAAAGGCUUAUGGAGCAGUUUGUACACCAGAAUUUUUUCUUUUCGAUAGGAGUCUGCGACUUUACUACCACGGUCAGUUAGAUGACAGUAGACCUAAUAGUACAGUUCCAGUAACUGGUAAGGAUCUCCGUAACGCGAUUGAAUUGAUGAUACAAGAAAAGGCACCUCCUUUUCCACAAACACCUAGUGUUGGCUGCAGUAUUAAGUGGAAACGAGAAGUUUGAUAACACAAUCUUUCCAAUGAGAUAAAUUUUUCGCUUUUAAUGUUUGGUCCUUUCCUUGAAAUGUUUACAAAACAUGUAAGUGUUGGACUAAGUU
Messenger RNA from Galdieria sulphuraria, 945 nucleotides. RefSeq names its product antioxidant/ oxidoreductase isoform 2. NCBI's taxonomy places the organism in Eukaryota, Rhodophyta, Bangiophyceae, Galdieriales, Galdieriaceae. Gene Ontology annotation, molecular function: antioxidant activity; oxidoreductase activity. The coding region runs from base 135 to 851 and encodes 238 amino acids. The record is from RefSeq and is a predicted model, not a curated record. The transcript is spliced from 2 exons.